UACAAUAUGGUGGCGUUACGGCGAAGCGACGCAGUAGUGCGGUGAUGUUAUGACGUUAUAAAGCAGUAAUAAAGUGACGUUACGAAAUGGUGAGGCAGUAAUGUGGCGACGCAUCUUUUCACGCAUAUGACGUUUCGCAGCGGCCUAGCAUACUGAGGUCGCCAUCCGUCGACGAAUUGCUCUGCUCGUGCGCCGGCAGCACUCAUAGAUCCACAUGAAUGAAUCAGCAAUAUGACGUCGAUUUACUACGUUAUCAUCGUUUUGCACUUCAUGUUAGAGCUUGUGCAUGGGAGCGGAAAAGCAGACAAGACGGGUCACGAGGACAAACUUGUUAUGAAGCUGUUCAACGACUACAACCGGCUAAUACGUCCAGUCCGCAACCAGAGUGAAAUCACCUACUGCGACUUCGGAGUUGCCCUCACACAGAUAAUCAAUGUCGAUGAAAAGAAUCAAAUAAUAAAGACCAACAUCUGGCUCAGACACACCUGGAAUGAUUAUCAACUAGCCUGGGAUCCGACGGAGUAUAACGGCCUGAAAGAGAUACAAAUCCCCUCUGAUAAAAUCUGGGUACCAGAUAUAGUGCUCUUCAACAAUGCUGACGGCAAUUACCAGGCGAACUCGCGAGUAAAUAUUGUCCUUAACUACGACGGCACCGUACAGUGGAUUCCUCCGGCCAUCUUUCAAACAUCGUGCACAAUCGACGUGCGCUAUUUCCCCUACGACCAGCAGACCUGCGGCAUGAAAUUCGGCUCAUGGACAUUCAGCGGUGACCUGCUGCAGCUCGCCUACCACUCGGGCCUGAAGAUGAUUGAUCUAAACGACUACGUCUAUAGCGGCACUUGGGACCUGAUCGACUGUCCGUCGGAAAUCAUAAUCGAGAAUGGCACGAACGGCGAUCCACCGAAGGAGUACAUGUACUACUCGCUGCAAAUCCGACGGAAGACGCUAUUCUACACGAUCAACCUCGUCAUGCCCUGCGUAUCACUUGCGAUGUUGAGCAUGAUCGUGUUCUACUUGCCCUCCGACUGUGGUGAGAAGAUGACGCUGGCUAUAUCGCUGCUGCUCGCGCUCAUCGUAUUUCUGUUUCUGGUGUCGAUGAUCCUUCCGCCAACGUCGCUGACGAUACCUCUAGUUUCGAAGUAUCUGCUUUUCACGUUUCUCAUGAAUAUAUGUACGAUAUUCAUCACUGUGAUCAUCAUCAACUGGAACUACCGGGGACCCGUGACGCACAACAUGCCGCGAUGGAUCAAGCGAGUGUUCAUCGAAAUCAUGCCAAAGUUUCUCUUCAUGAAGAGACCUAACGUAACGACGGUGAAUUACAGCGGCCAUAUGUACGCUAAGCUAGACACAAACCCGGAUCCAACAUUCUCGCAGCAAGUUGUUACGUCGCUUCCGUUACCGAUGAAGGAACACCAUCAUCCACAUUGUAGUCUAUUUCCGGCUGAAGGGCAGGCUGCCGAUGCGGAUGACAUAGGGGAAAACAGUCGCAGCUCCGUCGUCGCUCCACCAGAAGUCCAGAGGGCCGCUUGUGCAAUUGAGCUUAUCUCCGACCAUCUCCGUGUGUACGACAAAGUAUCAGAGGUGGCGGAGGACUGGAGGUACGUUGCCAUGGUUCUCGACCGUCUGCUUCUCUACACGUUUGUCCUCGUCAUUUUGUCAGGCACGCUGUCGUUCUUUGUCAACGCUCCCGGACUGUUCGAGUUUGUCGACCAAGAAGCAAUUAUUAAUAAUUUAAGAAAUUAGCUCAAUCUAGCAAAGUGAACACACUCACACCCUUAUUGAAUAUUAUUUAUAUGUUAGUUAUGCGCACAUGUAGUAAUGUCGACCUUGUGGUCUUUAGAACGCCUUAUCGCAACGCUGAUUGACGCGAUUUAGACAAUUAGGUUUGUUAUUGACGAAUCAUCGGACAGGUUUCCUUAUCGCCGUGAGCGAAUCUAAGUAAUAUUACGUUACAUAUAGUUUAGGAAAUCGUAAAUCGUAUUGGACAGAUCUCCAGUUGUAUUCGUGUAUUUAUGUAAAUGUAAUAGGUUUUUGGCCACAUGCUCUCAUUAUUACAUAUGCAUUAUUCAUUGCGACAUUUGUUUGUCGGGAUUUCGAGUUUUAUUGCUUGUGGGUUUAGUUACCAGACGUGACUGGUCGAUAACCCACAUUUACCGGCUGCGUUCAUUUUGAACAUCGGUCAAAUGCGCCGAACGUUAGUCUUCAAUUCUUGCAGCUCGUAUACAUUAUAUGCAAUAUCUUAUGUCAAAAUAUUAUGCGCAUGCCGAGAAAAUGCCUUGACGGAAUUCUGAGAUUUAAAUUCAAGUUGGAUAUGCAACAACCAAAUGCACGGAACCAUUUUAUUUCGUAUGUUUAAUAUUUGCGCAACGGCUGACGAAUUUCUUACGCAAUAUCUCUACGUCAACUUGCCACGUACCACCCUCAUGUGUAGUCUAGUCUGUAUAUAUUGGGAACGAUUUCUACUAUAGGGCGCCUAUACUUACGUCCUAUUGCUUUCAUAUUUGCAAAAUUACAUAUUACGUAGAUGCGUGUGCGUAUGGCAGUAUAUCGCAGGCUAUAGAGCGAAACGUACCUGAAUAGUUAUAGUAUUCACGACAUGCAUCUCGAGUUGUUUGCAUGCACCAAUAAGGUACGGUAGACUACCAUGACAAGGAUUACGCGUGCAUUCAAUUCAACGUCGUUAUAGUUGUAUACAUAUAAGUUCAUUUUUUUGCCAGUUAUUUGUUUACUCGGUAGUUUACCGGUUUUCGCUUGCAACCGGGACGCCGUCAAUAAUUGAAAUCUCUCGGGAUUAUAAAGAGAAGUAGACGAAGAGUGGUAGAUCUAGAGAAAGCGAGAAAGAGAAAAAAUAAUUUGACGUAGACAUAGAGAGAGAAAGAGAAAAGAA
Messenger RNA from Priapulus caudatus, 2887 nucleotides. Its product is annotated as acetylcholine receptor subunit beta-like 1. The coding region runs from base 232 to 1743 and encodes 503 amino acids. The record is from RefSeq and is a predicted model, not a curated record. Gene Ontology annotation, cellular component: neuron projection; postsynaptic membrane; synapse. Lineage: Eukaryota; Metazoa; Priapulida; Priapulimorpha; Priapulimorphida; Priapulidae. The transcript has 6 exons. Gene Ontology annotation, biological process: signal transduction; regulation of membrane potential; chemical synaptic transmission. Gene Ontology annotation, molecular function: acetylcholine-gated monoatomic cation-selective channel activity; transmembrane signaling receptor activity.